Messenger RNA from Ectocarpus siliculosus, 1821 nucleotides. NCBI's taxonomy places the organism in Eukaryota, Phaeophyceae, Ectocarpales, Ectocarpaceae. The record is from the annotation of a GenBank genome assembly.
CGUCGUCGAGAUGAAGAUUUCGUUGCUUGGUUGCGGCGCAUUGCUCGCGCCGUCGGUCGCCGAUGCGGCCGGCCUGGCGUCGCGAAUGAUGGCAGCGUCCCUCGUGUCAUGCGCUGCCGCGGGCGUCGGAGGGACCUCUCCUGGCCAACACCGCGCGCUCGAAGAGACCGAGGACACCCCCUCUACGAUGCCAUCCUUCAACGCCACGGAGCCCCCCAGCUUCACCAGCAGCAGCUACGGUUCGCACGACCGGAUGAUAUCCUUCAACUCCACGUCCUCCACCAGCAGCUUCCACCGGGGCGACGAGGACGACUCGGACUCCUAUUCCUUCUCGUACUCGUUUGAUGGAGGAGGAGGAGGCGGUGGCGGUGGCGGUGGCGGCGGCGGCGGCGGGGACGACAACGGCGGUGGCGACAACGGCGGCGGAGGCGAUGGCGGAGGGGGCAAGGGGGGUGGUGGCACCGGCGCCGACGCUGGCGAUACCGCUGCUCUUUCCAACACCGAGAGCUCGCUCGUGGAGGACGACGGGGGGAGCGUCAGCACGGUCCUGUUGGUUGUCCUGGCCUUGUUCGCCGCCGGGGCCGCGUGGCUGCUGUACCGCACUUGGGCCAAGAGGCGCAUGGCCUGGCGCCGGUUGGGCGACGAGGCGCUGCUGCCGUAACUCGAGGGGAUGACGACUCGAGGGGACCAUGGCUAUUCAUGUGAUGGUCGAAGCAGGAUCAUGGCUAUUCGUUGAAUACUCGAUGGGAGGAUCAUGUUUGCUCGUUGUUCUCCAGCGAUCUAUUGCACAGGAGUGGUCAUGGACGUCAAGACUCCGGCUGGCGAGAGAAUUUAGCUAGCUCUAUUUGAUUCAUACAGCAGUCGUAUGUGGAGGGAGGGCUGAAAAGACAGAGACGCGCGUGUUGCCACCUUGCUGUUUUCUGCCCCCCAAAUCGUCUGUUUUUUGAAUAUGUACGAUUUUGGUAAAAGGCGUCCUAUUUGUGUUUUUCUAUAUCUCCAAUCGUGUAUACUAUUUAAAUUUUGUUGGAAGGCAGCCAAGCCGUACAUGUCAUUGUCAUUGUUGCUUGUCUACGGCCACCGCUGUGUCGGCGGGAGGAAAAUUGUUCUGAAACAGCGAGAAGAGCCUUCGGCAUUCUUCGGCUGGACCUGUUCAGGCAGUUGUACGGCGUGUACCGGUAUGUAGUAUUGUUGUUCUUGUUCGAAUCGUUCCCCCCACCCCACCACCACUUUGAUAGUCAAUCGUGGGGCGAACUGCUCUUGCGUUACCAUCUAUCUGUGCCUCGUGCGUUGUUCGGAGAGAGUUUUUCUGUUGUCUCCGUGUUGGCGGGGGAUGAAGGCUGCUCAGCUCUCUCUUUUCCUCUAGAAAGGUUGUGGGGUGUAGUUGCGACGGAUGGCAGUGUGAGCUGCACACGCCCUGGGGCUGAUGAGCGGAGGAAUGGACGGCUAUUUUGGUAGCCACGGGUUUUUUCGGUAGAAUUUUCCUUCUGUUUCGACUUUUUUUUUUCUCGGGGACUCGACGGUUUGAUGGCCGCGUUGUGGAUCAUCGGUGGCGUGUUUUCGUGGACACGGAGGCAGGCAGGCAGGUUGAAAAUUCCGUUCGUGGCGUGCGCGGGAAUCUUGUGCAAGUGUUGACACAUCAAUCAAUUUUUGUUGAACUAAUAUUUUCACGCACGCACGCGUAGAGGCGUGCGUCCUCUUGCUUUAUGUUGAGUUUUUCUCUCCGCAGUCGCGCGCAACGCCAGAACAGCAGACCAAGCGCCCCGCUUGUGUCGCUGUUGAUGUAUGGAUGCCCCAUCACGCAUGCAAGUCAAAGGAAAAACC